Molecule: messenger RNA, 922 nt
Organism: Nicotiana tabacum (common tobacco)
Lineage: Eukaryota; Viridiplantae; Streptophyta; Magnoliopsida; Solanales; Solanaceae
Product: cysteine protease inhibitor 8
Molecular function (GO): endopeptidase inhibitor activity
Source: RefSeq, a predicted model, not a curated record
GGACUGCAUAUCAAACAAUACGCAACACCCUCCUUGUGUAAACAUGAAAUCCUUUAUUUUCAGCUUCCUCUUGCUUUCAACUACUCUCUCUUUGCUUCCCUUUGUGGUCUUUUCAUCAUCUUUCACUUCCACCAAUCCCAUUGUCCUUCCCACCACUACUGCUGAUGGCAAGGGUUUGCCAAUCCCUGUACUCCCCGAAGUGCUAGACAUAAAUGGCGAACCGCUCCAGAUCGGCGAAAAGUACCACAUUAUCUCCGCUAUCUGGGGAAGCGGCGGCGGCGGCGUAUACUUAACCAAUCUUGGAAACACCAAAUGUCCAAACGGCGUAGUCCAGCAUGGGAGGGACACCCGACCAGGCAUGCCCGUGAAAUUCUUUACCACUCACCCCGGUCCCCCACCUUUUAAUGUCGUACGUGAAACUAAUAACAUUAAUAUUAUGUUCUCUGUUCCAACGUCACGACUCUGUGUUAAUGAAACUGUUUGGAAAGUUGGUGAUCCCGACUUAACUGCACGAGGGGUUAGGUUUGUGGUAACCGGUGGAACUCUAGGAAAUCCAGGACCCGAAACAAUAAACAGCUGGUUUAAGAUUGAGAAAGUAACAAAUACAGCACCUUUCUACAAGUUAAGGUAUUGUCCUGAUAAAGUUUUGUGUCCAAUGUGCCACCCCGUUGAUUGUUUAGAUGUCGGCGUGACUGACCAUUUCGGAUAUAGGCGUCUGGCUCUCACCAACCAGCCUUUUAUGGUUUUCUUCAGGAAAUUCCAGAAGACUGAUGGAUAAUUAACCUAACCUGCUAUGUCUUAACCUGGCUUUCUAAAUAAUGUGGAUAAAUCUAUCCCUUGUCUUAGAUCGAUGUUUGAUCUUUCGCUCUGUGUAAAUGCUGUUUAUGAAGCAUAUGAAUAAAGAAGCUAGGCUUUUAUAUUA